Copidosoma floridanum is the source of this 1916-nucleotide messenger RNA. Its product is annotated as pre-mRNA-processing factor 17. Gene Ontology annotation, molecular function: protein binding; mRNA binding. Lineage: Eukaryota; Metazoa; Arthropoda; Insecta; Hymenoptera; Encyrtidae. The record is from RefSeq and is a predicted model, not a curated record. Gene Ontology annotation, biological process: mRNA splicing, via spliceosome. Gene Ontology annotation, cellular component: catalytic step 2 spliceosome.
GAGGGGGCCAGAGCUACGGGACAUGUGUGACAACCCAAGAGAUGGAAGUCGACCUGGACCGCGAUUAUUAUUCGACGAAUUUUCCAAUCUUUCCGUACUACCGACCAGCAUUUUCGUUCUUUCCAUGUAAUCGACGUAUAAAUAUGGACGCACUCCGAGGUUACGGUAGCAGCGAUGACGAAAAAAAUGAAAAUCUUGAAACGAAGGUGAAAAAUAAGAAAGAAAGCGAUGUCCCUGAAAUUGUUCAUCCUUUUAAAUUCUCGAGUACUUUGACUGUAAGUCUUUGCGCUGCUCCUGAAGUCGAAUCCACGGGGACAGAAAUGUGCAUACAGCAUAUCGAUUCCACAACAAAAGAAUUAACCUUUAAUCCAAAGUUUGAUCAACUUUUUGCCCCGGAAGUAGGUCCUGAAAACCCAUUUAAAACACAGCAACAAAAGGCUCCCAAGAAUAUGUUAUCGGGAUACGUAGAGAAAGCCCACAUAAGUGAAUUUCAAUUUGAAAAUCAGCGCCGAACCUUUACUAGUUAUGGCUAUGCAUUAGAUCCCACUGUGGAUGGAAGUGCUGAGGAAGGAAAAUCACUAGUUGGAGCAAUCGAAGCGGCUGAAGAGAGUGGGGCAAAGACUGUUUUUGAGCACACACCCAUAAGACCUGCUGAUAAGAGAAAAAGACACAAAAAUGACAAUCCCACGGACAUAAAUGGAUUUUUGGGCCCUUGGGGUGGUUACAUUGAUGAAAGACGCAUUAUUAAGCCUUCUGAGGAAGAAGCUGCCGAGUUGGAGGAAAUUUUAGCCAAGAGAAAUAAGAGAGGGAAAGUUACAGAUGAGAAGCCUCUUGAAGAAAAAACCGUCUUGCACAUCAAAGACAGUGUGGAUUAUCAAGGAAGAUCUUUCCUUCAUGCUCCUCAAGAUGUUGGGGUUAACUUGAGGUCAGAUUCUCCACCAGAAAAGUGCUUCUUACCCAAAGCACAUAUUCAUACAUGGGAAGGGCACACUAAGGGGAUUUCUCAAAUACGAUGGUUCCCAGUCACUGCACACCUUUUGUUAUCUUGUAGUAUGGAUUGCCGAGUCAAGUUAUGGGAAGUGUACAAAGAAAGGAGAUGCGUCCGCACAUAUUAUGGUCAUAGACAAGCUGUGAGAGAUGUUAGUUUCGAUAAUGAUGGUAAAAGAUUUUUAUCCGCUGGCUAUGAUCGUUAUGUAAAAUUAUGGGAUACCGAAACUGGUGCUUGUAUAAAUCGAUUCACGAGCCGUAAAGUACCGUAUUGUGCCAAAUUUAAUCCUGAUCAUGAUAAGCAACAUCUUUUUGUGGCUGGUACUAGUGAUAAAAAAAUUAUUUGUUGGGAUACUAGAUCUGGUGAAAUCAUUCAAGAAUAUGACAGGCAUUUGGGAGCUGUGAAUACUAUCACAUUUGUUGAUGAAAAUCGUCGAUUUGUUACAACCUCCGAUGAUAAGAGUUUGCGCGUUUGGGAGUGGGACAUUCCAGUUGAUAUGAAAUACAUAGCAGAUCCAACAAUGCACUCUAUGCCAGCUGUUACUCCGUCCCCUAAUCAAAAGUGGUUGGCAUGUCAAAGUAUGGACAAUAAAGUUGUAAUAUUCUCAGCACUCAAUAGAUUUAAGAUGAAUCGUAAAAAAACAUUUUCUGGACAUAUGGUUGCUGGUUAUGCUUGUGGCUUAGACUUUUCACCUGAUAUGAGCUAUCUCGUAUCAGGAGAUGCAGAUGGCAAAUGUUACGUGUGGGAUUGGAAAACAACGAAACUUUAUACAAAAUGGAAAGCUCAUGACAAUGUCUGUAUCUCAGUUCUAUGGCAUCCUCACGAGCCAUCCAAACUUGCAACUGCAGGUUGGGACGGAAAAAUCAAGUAUUGGGAUUAAAGUUGUAAAUAUAAAAAUAAGUUUUAACGUAAAUAAAUCCUAUUUUAA